Molecule: messenger RNA, 3281 nt
Organism: Haplochromis burtoni (Burton's mouthbrooder)
Lineage: Eukaryota; Metazoa; Chordata; Actinopteri; Cichliformes; Cichlidae
Product: sterile alpha motif domain-containing protein 9-like
Exons: 2
Coding region: 363-3167 (934 amino acids)
Cellular component (GO): cytoplasm
Source: RefSeq, a predicted model, not a curated record
UGGCCAAUUUUGCAAAUUUCCAAUCUUUAGCUUCUGAUUGUGCAAUAUUUUAUGCCAGCUUGACGUGUUUAUUGACUGAACACGUCAAGCGUAGCCUCUGCUUUUUUUAAAAACCAGGAAGAAAAUGUGUUGUUAAAUUGACUCAUUCCUUUUUUUAAACUACUCUGAAACUGGAACUGCUCUAACAUUCAAACUGUAGAUGUGUACAUGUCUGUACCUGAUUAUCCCAACCUGCUUUGGGUGUGACGACUACCUUCCGGGUUACAUGACACAUUCACGGUCCCAGUGCUUGAACACACACAUAAUAGCAGGUCUUUAGAGCUGUCCGUGUAAUUUGGGAGAAGUAAAGUGAAAGUGUGAAGAUGGCAAACAGACCAGCCCUGUCCACUGCUGAAGGUGGAGAAGCAGAUGCAAGGAGUAAAAUCAGUGAUUCCUUCUCAUUUUUGGAUGUCCUCCAUGCCAAUCAGUUUGAAGGAGAGUUUGUUGAACCUCAACACGCUGAGCAAGUGGAGGAAAACUUUUACAGAGGGGCCCCACCGAACUGGUUAAACUUCUAUAUCAGUGAACAAGCAGUGUCAGAUGGCAAUGCAACUCCUUUUAUCAAACGAGAUGGAUAUGAAACCCUUAAAGAACAAAUUCACCUGAGAAGAAAAGGCCCUGGGACAUCAACAAUUAAACUGUUUCAUCAACAAGGAUGUGGGGGAACCACACUAGCUAUGCAGGUGCUGUGGGACUUGAGGAAAACCUUCAGAUGUGCUGUUUUGACAGGCUCAACAUUAGAUAUCACAAAAGUUGCGCAACAUGUGGUCAGCCUUUUUACAGCUGGUAGCCAUGGCCACCAGAAAACGGUACUGUUGUUACUAAAUGAUGAGUUCAUAUUGGACAUCCUCCAGGACACGAUUAUGGAAGAGAUUGCUGAACAGGAUAUAGAAAUUGAUUUGCCUGUAGUAAUUUUACUGAACUGUGUGAGAAGCAGUGACGGGAUUAUCCACCAAAAGGCGCGUUCUUAUGAACUGAAACAAAAGUUCAAGACGAAAAUGAGAAAAUCUAUUAUUCUCAAAAAAGCUCUCUCAGACAGAGAGCAAGCAGACUUUGAUAUGAAAAAAGAAGAGCUUGGCAGAAGAUUUGGUGAUCGGUGCAAGCAGUUUCAUGGUUUUAACAUUCUGCAGUCUAAUUUCUCUCAAGCCUACAUCAGGAACGCAUGUGCUACAUUAGAACAUAUCAAAAGAACAAAUAAGCCACUGAAGAUGCAGCUUGCUGCCUUCCUGUGUCUGCUGAACGCCUACGUACCAGGUUCAUAUCUCCUGGAGUCUCAGUGCCUGGACUUCCUCAGACAUGAAGAUGAAGAUGACUUUUCACUGGAGGAUCAAAUGCAGCCUUUCAGUCAUCUGAUCGUCACCUUCCAACAAGACGGAAGAGCUGAAAAAAAGGUUUGCAUGGCUCACAAUAUGAUAGCUCAGUGUUGUACUGAACAGUUGGGUGAUGCAGGUGUGACCAGAAGUGACACAACAAGACACUUCUUGAACAGUUUUUGCAAAAGUUAUGUUCCUCCAUGUUUGCUUGGGUUUGUCAAAGACAUGCUAACCAAAAGAGAAAUUAAAAUAAUAGAGGACCCAACUGGUGUCAUUAAUGAGAAGAAAGAAACGUUUUCCAGACUGAUUCAAGAUAUUACAAAGACAGAAGAUGAUGACAAAAAGAAAGGCAAAAGUCAGAGUCUGUCAGUUUUGAAGGUGGCCUCAAAAAAAUUUGAUGACAACCCACUUUUUCCACAAACUCUUGCUCGUUUAUAUUAUAUAGAAAUAGAAGACUACAAUGAGGCAGAAAUUUGGGCAAAAAAAGCAAAGCAGAGAGCACCUUGGAGUUCAUAUGUUGCAGAUACACUAGGCCAAGUCCAUAAGAUCCACCUGAAGAACUUAAAGGUUUCUGCCAAGCCAAGAGAAAUUUUACAGCUUGCCCAAAAAGGCAUUGAAGCUUUUGAAGAUGAGGAACGACUUGCUGAGAAUGAACACAUGAAAGGCAAACAAGGAGAUGGCAAUAAAAAAGUCUUGCGUGCUUUAAACACCAGAGGGCUGUUUGGUUAUCUGGAAGUUUGCAGCCUGUUGUAUGACCAUCUUAUCAGACAUGAUGAACUUUGGAAGCAAGUUCUCACAAAGACUGUGUCUCUGGGCUCUGUCCUGAAAUCCCUCGGAGAUGAGAAACUUUUCAGGUUUAAGGAGCUAAUAAACAGCCUCAGAGAUUUGGUUGAGAAAAGAUCUGAAUUUUUUGACACUUUUUUAACGUAUUCAUAUUCUGUUGUAAAGAAAGAAGAUCCAUCCUACAUUUCCAGAAAGACAAUAGAAUGCUACAAAAAGUAUGUUGGAGAUGCAGAACCAAAUGAUCAACUCCAGAAAGCCUUCCACAAACUUAAACAGAAACUGGCUGUCACUUCUCCGGGAGUACUUUCAUGUCUUGAAAGAUGCACUAGAUCCGACACCAAGGACAUUGCUGUAUGGUGGAAAGAAAUCUGCCAACACAAACAUUCUGCUACACAUGCCUUACUCAACUACGUUCUGGCCAAUAUCAUGCUGAUAAAUCUGAAAGAACCUCCGUCCAGCUCCGACUACCAAAGCAGCUUUACAGAUAAAAUGCCAUUGGCUCCUGAGAUGCACCCCGAGUUUCACAUGUUAGCUCUGCUGUUGUGUUGGCCUACAGAUGGUGAAGACAAAUUGGCCUCUGACCUCCCUCAUUUAAUCCAAAAUAUUCUGUAUUCCUAUGAACAAGAAUAUAAGUCACUCUUUCGGUCAAGGUACCUUCGACCCAUAUUUUUUCUUGGACCGGGUCAGGGUCUGAACAGACUUGUUCACAGACGCAACCUUGAAAUCUUGUGGACCCAAGAUGCACUGCAAGACCCAAAAACAAACUGGAGGAACGACGAUGUUUUCAGAAAUCCAACAGUCAAAGACAAACUUCUCAGGGUUAAAGGGGUGGUGAGAAAUUACAGGCUGUAUGCAACAUUUGGCGGCACAGAGAUCAAGUUGGAUGUUAACCAAAAAGACAGCCUCUGGAACUCAGGCCAUGUGUUCUUUUAUGUUGGAUUUACAAUCAGUGGUCCUGUUGCUUACAACGUUCACAGAAGAACUGAGGGUAAGAAAAUGAAACUAUUAAAAUCCUUUCCCUCAACAAAUUAAAUGCUUUCCUCUUUGAGUAUCACAUUUUUUCAUGUUAUAAUGACAAUAGUUGUUUUAAUACAGCUAGGUUGAUAAUUUUACUUGACCAAAUGGUGUUUCCUCCAUUUUUCUGCU